CCAGCGGUUAAACGCAGAAAUUCCAAUAUGGCGUCCACAGAUGGUGAGUUUCUUACAUUCUUUUGCCGUUUUCUUGUUUAAAAAUUAACAUUGUUGAGGCUUACACUGCAAUAUUUUGCUCUCCGUGUUCUUUAGAUGAUAUGAUUAAAAAAAGACUUCUCAUAGACGGCGAAGGUGUGGGGGAUGAUCGCAAAAUUCAGACUCUACUUAAAACAUUUCUGAAGUGGUUCAAUAACACAGAUGGGUCCGAAGACGAAAAGUAAGAGACUGGGCCAAGUUGUGUAUAACAAGUACAUGUUAACAAAUGCGAAUCUAGAGCUUUUGCUGAUCUAAGUAUAAAAGGGAUAAUAAAACCACUAAAACACGUUAUUGACAGAUCAACUGAGAUGGCCAGUAUGACAAUCGGAUACCGGAUAUUGUUGAUCUAAAUGGCCAUUCCAUUUAACCCAUACACCCCUGUUGACUAGAUUUUCCGAAGGGGGUCUGAAUUUCUGAGGGGGUACCAAGUUGAAAUUUCUGAAGGGGUCAACAUUUUUUUGUAAUUUUCCAAGGGGUUAAAUUUUUUUUUUAAAUUUCCGAGGGGGGGAGGAGGAAGGUUGACGAAUAUUUCCGAGGGGGUGGUCAAUAAAUUUCUGAGAGGGUCUAUCAUAGUGGAAGCAUGUCAAAAGUUAUUUCCGAGGGGCUUGAGAAAAAUUGUAAAUUUCUGAGGGGGUUCUACAAAAAAUAGUGAAUUUCCGAGGGGGUCUUCCGGAAAACCGUUUCUGAAGGGGUCUAAAAUCAGAAACCUCGUCAACAGGGGGUGUGGAUAUUAAAUGGAAUGGCCCAAAGUUUGGGCUUUCAUUUAAGUUAUUACAGUAAUGAUUUCAAAGUUAGUUUCAAAAUCAGAGUGUUUAUAAUAUUUUGACUUGUAGUAUGUGAUAUAAUAUUUUGACUUGUAGUGAUCGCCAAAAAGUUUUUGCCAGAAACUUUAAAGGUGAAAUCUACUUGACAAUUAUUGCCAGCUUCUCUAUGAUCAUUUGAAGUAGAAAAUUAUAGACAUCCCUACUUUUUAACCAUAUAAAAUAUUUUUAUUCUGAAAACAAGAUCUGAACUUUAUACAAUAUCCAGUAUCCAGUUGGAUAUCAAGAUUAUGGUUAUUAUACCGAACUAUUUUAUUAUGCACCUGAUCAUGCUGGACCAAGACUAGUAUGAUUGGAGCACAUUAGACCUUUCCCCUUUUGAAUGAAAUUUUGAUCUAGACAAGUCUGGACAAAAACACAGCUUGAAAGAGCAUUACAAAAUUAGUAAUAUUCCAAAGUUUCAUUGCCAAAUGUUGUAAAAUGCAGAUAAUAUAGCCUUGCGAAGUUUGCCAUUUUUCAGUCAUUUUGUAUUACAAAUGGGAAAUUGAUAAUCAGUUUGAUCAUCUGAUUAUCAAUUUCCCAUUUGUAAUGCAAAAUGACUGAAAAACGGCAAACUUCGCAAGGCUAUAUUAUCCGCACUUUGCAACAUUUCGCAAUGAAACUUCAGAAUAUUACUAAUUUUGUGAUGCUCUUUCAAGCUGUGAUGAAAUUUUUGUCCAGGCUUAUCUAGAUCAAAAUUUCACUCAUAAUGGGAAAGGUCUAUUGUGAAACAGACUAUAAAUUAUAGUCAUUGUGUCAGUGUCUAUGAGAAUGAUUUUUUGUUAAAACUGCUCUCAGAAUGCAGCCAGUUAAAACUUCUACAAGCCUGAGAAAACCACACAUAUUUUUCUGGGUGAGCUAGCCCCUUGGGACUUGGCAGGGCCUUUUUUAACAUACAAGCUGGGGGGCAUUUGCCCCCCCAGUCCCCCCUUGUGCCCCCCCCCCAUGAAAUCACAUUUUGCCCCCCCCCCCAAGGAAAAGUCCCUUUUUCCUAAAAUUAUACAAACAAUCCAGCGAAGAUUAACAAAUAGAUAAACGGAAAGUAAGUUUUAGGCUUCAUCCUUUGUUCUUGUUUAACUAAAUCGAUUUAAAUUGUUACUUUUUUUACCACUGAGCCAUGAUAAAUUAUUAUUAAUAUUUUUUAUUAUUUUUUGGAUGCUCAGAAUGCAGGAAAUAGCAUUUCACGGUUUCAAAUUUCAAAAAUUUUCUUGGGAUUAUCCCUCUAAUAAGUAAUGAUAAAUUACAGUUAAUAUUCUUUUUUACUUUUUGUGCAUUUUUCCAUCUUUUAUUUCAAAUACAACUAUAGUUAGCAUAAAUUUUAGAGCAAAUUUGGAUGCUCAGAAUGCAGGAAAUGGCAUUUCCGUGCUUCAAAUUUCAAAAAUUUUCUGGGGGAGUACACCCCACACACCUGACCAUUGCUAUCCUCCUCUAAUAAGUAAUGAUAAAUGAUGGUUAAUUUUUUUUUACUUUUUGUGCGUUUCUUCCUUUAUUUAUUUCAAAUACAAGUACAGUUAGGAUAAAUUUUGGAGCAAAUUUGUAUGCUCAGAAUGCAGGAAAUGACAUUUCUGGGUUCAAAUUUCAAAACUUUUCUGGGGGAGUACACCCCCAGAUUCAUGCGUGAUAUAUUUGCCACACACGUGGCUUUCAGCCAUUGCUAUCCGCCUCUAAUAUGUUAUCUCACAGAAAGGUCCCUUUUCAAAAAAUGCCCCCCCCCACGGGAAAAUCCUUAAAAAAGGCCCUGGGACUUGGUCAAUCUAAAAUCCUAGUUAUGUUUCGGAAGAAAGUACGAGUUGAACAAGAAUUUGAGCUAAAAAUGCACAAAAUGAUUAACUUUGUAAUUAGAUCUUUGAGUGGCAGCACUCUCCCCUCGAAAAAUAAAAUUGUCUAGUGUUAGACAGAGUAAAAUAAUAAAGUAGGGCACAUCAGGGUGGAUUGCCACUUAACUGGUUAACAGGAUGCAUGAGCAAAUAAUCUGAUUAACCCAUUAAGUGGCAGCACUCUCCCCUUGGCAAGUCAAAUUACUUGACAUAAGACAAAGUAAAAUAAUAAUAUAGGGCACAUCAGGGCACAUUGCCACUUAAUUAAAGGGUUAAAAUAGCUGCAAAAGCACCUUGGUUUAAAAAUGAUUUGUCUGUUUUGGAAAGCAGAAUAUGAUUAAAGUGACUAGCUAUGUGCAAAGAUAUACUUUAGCCUAACAUUAGAGUUUUUCAUUUUGGCAACUAUCAAAAAAAGCAAACUUUUCUGCAAACCACUCAUUGCUGACUGUCACCACUGGCAUUAAAAUGCUUUAAUAUUCAGCAGCCCUAGAAUAUAAACAAUUGAGAGCUAGUACGUUCUCCUUGAUGAGUAAAAUCAUCUGGCUAAUGACAGAGUAAAAUAAUAAAGUUGUAGGGUGUGGUAGGGCCCAAUGCAACUUAAUGGGUUAACAGUAAAUUAUUCAUGAAGUUUUUGUUUAUGGCCGUAAUAGCUAUGCAAUUAAACCUCCCGCCACAGAAAUCUAUCUUGUUUGCUAAAACUAAUCUGUUUUACCAUAGGAAUAUUCUUUACAAUAAAAUGCUCAUCCUGUUAUCCCAGUGCGACUUCAAUAUUGGUAAAACUUCACAAGUUUAUGAAAUGAACCAAAGAGAGAUGAAAAACUACAAGAAACUUUAUGAAGAAAUUGGUAAGAUACUGUACAUGCCUCCGCAUAGAUAAAAU
This is a messenger RNA of Paramuricea clavata, 3575 nucleotides long. Lineage: Eukaryota; Metazoa; Cnidaria; Anthozoa; Malacalcyonacea; Plexauridae. The record is from the annotation of a GenBank genome assembly.